AUGUCGUCUGCGGUGGGAAGAUUGCAGGAGGGCAUUAAGAUUUGCAUCUACCUUGUCAAGAAGAAGGAUAUGUCGGAUGGCGAGUUUGUUAGGUACUACAGCGAGACACAUGCGCGCUUAGCGCUUCCUGCGCUCGUUCGACAUGCAUGCAUUUCUUACACUCAGUUCCACUGUUGUCAGAGUGCAACGAAGGAGGCAGUGACAACUAUCUUUGGUCGAGAGGCUGUAGAGCCAGGAAACGCGUUGCAUGUCAUGCCCUACGAUGCUUGCUCUUCCUUCGUCUUUCCUUCGAUCCAACAGGCACAGGCGUUUUUUCACGACGAAGAAACGGCAAAGAUCCUCGGUCCUGAUGCAGGAAGCUUUACCGAUCCCAGUGGUUUGCAGAUCGCCGUCGGACGCGAAUUCAUUGCAAUCGCCGAGAGCAACGUCGUCAAAGCUUGA
This is a messenger RNA of Ustilago hordei, 441 nucleotides long. RefSeq lists its product as uncharacterized. Lineage: Eukaryota; Fungi; Basidiomycota; Ustilaginomycetes; Ustilaginales; Ustilaginaceae. The coding region runs from base 1 to 441 and encodes 146 amino acids. The transcript is spliced from 2 exons. The record is from RefSeq and is a predicted model, not a curated record. Gene Ontology annotation, molecular function: oxidoreductase activity.